UUAGCCGGAUGUGUACACCCUUAUUGUAGCUUUCAUUGCUCGUUCAGAAACAACUAAAUCAGUCUGUCUGCUGGUGAACUGUGUUUAAAAUGGGGAGAUACAAAUGUGCCUACAACUGCGAGAGCUCCAGUGAUUCAGAUGUAAAGUUCUUCAAGUUUCCUCUCUACAAUCCCCGGAAACUGAAGAAAUGGCUCGUCAACAUGAAGUGGAAGGACUGGACUCCAUCCCGCUUCUCUGUCCUGUGCAUCAGUCAUUUUGAGGAGCAGUACAUCGACAGAACAGGCAAAAGUGUGAAACUCAAAGAAGAUGCAGUCCCCACCAUAUUUUCACCCCCUGACAACACACAGACAAGGAGGGCCUCCAUCAAAACCAGAAGUAAGAGGAACAAAACACAUGCCUCACAAACAGAUCCUGAUCAGUCUCAAGCAACCACCCCUGCCAAAGCAAAGAGAACUGUCCAGAACAAGGAGAGCAGUCAAACAGAGGAAGUGGAGUCUGUGGGAGACAAAGACUCAAUCAAAUCUGACAGAUGGAGGAUUAUAGUGGAUGAAGGGCUGAUGAAUAUUGAGUCAUUUCCUCAUUUCUUCCAUGGAGAUUACUGCGUCCCACAGGAUAUUCAGUGGGCUCCAGAUGAUAAUUCAAGUGCAGAAUGUAAAGAUCCUGAAAAUGUGAUCGAGGUGAAAGAGCCGUGGCAGUGGCUUGGUCUUGAUGUCAGAGGACCCCUGCCCCAAACACUGAACGGGCACAAAUACAUUGUGACUGUGACAGAUUACAACUCCAAGUGGGUGGAAGCUGUGCCGAUGCAGUCGUGCCUCCCUCCGCAUGUCGCAAAGCACAUCGUGGACAUCAUCAACCACUUUGGGUACCCGCUCAGAAUCCUCUCCAGACUGCCUCAUGACAUAGUCCACAAAAUCAACAGAGAACUGAAAGAUCAGCUGAACGUCACCGUCGCUCUUGUCAUCUAUCAUCAGCAGACAGGCACCACAGAUGUGAUCACACCGCAGCUGAUUAACAGGAUGGUCAGUGAUCUAAUAGAGGAGCAUGCAGCUGACUGGGAUGUCUACCUACCCGCCAAGGUUUUCAGUCUGUGUUUCAAAGAGCAUCCAGUGACCAAGCAGAGGCCUUUUUCCAUGCUCUGCUGUAGAGGACUGGAGCCUGUCCAAUCCCCAAGAGGACUGGACUUUACUUAUUCCAAGAUCCAAGAGAGUGCUUUUGUGGUGAGAUAGAUGGGUCAAUGAAAGUGGAAACCCAAUCGGACUAAUAACUAACAUGGAGGAGGAAUAUUAUUGGGCCAUGGAAGUAUUCUGACUUAGUCGAGGAUCGUCGUGCUGAAGCUUUGCUGUGCUUCACUUCAUGGCUCCAAUUUAGGAACUCUGGAAUCCUGUUUUUUUUUUUUUACCUGGACGAGGACAUUGCUGACAAGAACAGAUCCUGGAUAUUAAGCUGCAAUUGUCUACAUUCUCAACCUUUUAAGUCCAAAAUAUGUUCUGGUUUUAACUCUCUUUAUUUUGGUCCAUUAAGUCUAAACAAGAAAACAAUUUUCAGAUUUGCAUGUGGGGUUUUUUUGUUCACGGGCCUUUUUUUGUAGAGUGGCCAUGUUUUCUCUGUGUCUUUGGGUACACUGGCUUCCUCCCACAGUUCAAAGACAUGCAGACUGGGUUAGGUUGAUUGGAGAUUAAAAAUGAACUGUAGGUGUAAACGUGAGAGUGAAUGGUUGUUUGUCUAUGUAUGUUGGUCCUGUGAUUCGCUGGUGACCUGUACAAGGUGUACCGCGGCUCUCGCCUAAUUGGGAUUGGCUCCAGCUCCCCCCAUGAUUCCUCAAAGGAUAUGCGGAAUAGAUAAUGGAUGGAUGGAUGGAUGGAUGAUAUUGUACGACCAUAAACUGUAAAUGUACAAAAUCUAGUAGAAUGACAGCAGCAGACAGUUUGUUACCAAGAGCAGGUGACCAAGAGUCCAUGGAUUUCUAUGAUGAACAAAAGUGGAGAAAAGUGAUGUGCAGGUUGAGACUGAUAGUUACAGCAUUUUGUUUUACAUUAGGAUUUGAUUGUAUCUUGUGAGCUGAGUGGUUCUUCUACGUCAGUGUUAGUCCAGAAAUUUGAAAUGCCCAAUUUCAAGCUGCUGUGCAGGAAUUAGUUUUUGUAGUUUUUGUCUAUAAAAUAAAAAAAUAAAAAAUCAAUAAACUUUCCUUUCUAGAAAAAGAGGGAUAGACAAUAAUAUUCAUGUGUAAUCAAUACAAAUUCAAGAUCAGUUGUUCAAAGUCAGAAUACAUGAGACAUCUGAUGCGUCAAUAAGUCGAUAUGAGUCGAUAUGUGGUGUCCAGUGCUGCAUUAAAACUACAGUAUCUCAAUGAGAGCACAGCCUUAAGAUCAUGUGUUCAUUUUCUAGAUGUCACCUGGUAAAUGGACAAUUUUAAUUUAAGAACAUUAUACGAUUUAUUUCACAAAAAUAAUUAUUUGAAAUUGUAUGCUUAUAGGCUGAUUUCCCCACAGACAUUUUGAUGCCAUUGCAAAAAAAAAAGCACAAGUGCCAGUGACAAUAUUAAUUAAUGACGCCUCUGCUCUGUUCAGUUUAAGCUUCUAAGUAAGAGCCAAAAUAUCGGGAAACUGAAACGACUGAAUGGAAUUCAGCCAACAUUCAUUCGAUUAGUCGUGAAAAUGUCUGCUUUGUUUGUAUCUGCUGCUGACCAGCAGACCAAAUCACAAACUCCACAACGUCACAAGAUUAAAAGAAACUGUCAUCCCAAAUGUCCUGUGACACCUCGC
Molecule: messenger RNA, 2762 nt
Organism: Paralichthys olivaceus (Japanese flounder)
Lineage: Eukaryota; Metazoa; Chordata; Actinopteri; Pleuronectiformes; Paralichthyidae
Product: gypsy retrotransposon integrase-like protein 1
Molecular function (GO): sequence-specific DNA binding
Source: RefSeq, a predicted model, not a curated record